GUAGCUGAUUCAAAAUGGCGUAAAACCAACAUGGCGUCACGUAUACGGUGCCGAUGAUCUCGUUUUAGCCGCGUCUCGCGAUCCGGAUAGCUACGGUUUACGGCGUGCGCGACGAAACGACAAGCGAACGUUCGCUGACGGCCGUGUGUUACGUAUACGACUCGAGUAUCGCUCGCGAACCUCAAAUACGACCUUGUUUAUAGCGGUCGCGCCGCACGUUACGGACGUUGGAACGAGCGGCGGCGACAGUGACUGUAGUGACUCUAUGGUGACGGGCGAUUGUAAAUCGGUGCCGGACGAUAUAUCGCAUCGGCAGCCCCCUCGUAUAAUAAAACCCCGCGUGUGUUUCUUUCCGUGUGUCUUUGCGCGAGGACACUUGUUCAUCUCGCUGACAUGAUGAAGGACACGGGAUAUCGUGCGUAAGCAUCGUCGCGACGGCGGGGUAAUGUGUGUUGACGUGCGCGAGUGAGCGAGUGAGCCAUUCUCCUCCACGUAUCGUCCUUGUUUCGACGGACUCGCGGAGGAGUCAGUGAGCGACGACGUGCGCGACAACGACGACGACGACGACGACGACGACGACGACGACGACGACGAGGACGAGGACGAGGGCGUACGUGCACGGUGACGGGGACGCGUGACGUUUAGCAUCUCGUUCACCAUGGCGGUGAAUCCGCGUGAUAUGGACGGUUUCAUGCCGCUCCUGUCAACGACGGAUAUCAAGAAGAAGCUGAACGUCGGCAACGCGCUGUUGAAUUACCUCGGCGAUUCGACCAAUAGCAUCGAGUGCCAGGACAUUGGCAUGUUCAUCGACAAUGUUAUACCGUGGCUUGGCAACGGCAAUCCCAAGGUUGUUCAAAACGGUUUAGAGAUCCUGACGUAUCUCGCGGAUCGGAUGGGUCACGAUUUCAAACCUUACAUUUCCACCAUCAUUCAGCCGACUAUAGAUAGGCUAGGUGACAGUAAAGAUGCCACUAGAGAAAAGGCGCAGUUGGUGCUUCUAAAGAUCAUGGAGAAGGGAUGUAUGUCGCCCCAAAAUCUUCUUGAUAGACUUCGUCCAGCUUUUAAUCACAAAAAUGCAAAAUUACGAGAGGAAGCUCUGAUUUUGUUGACGACAACGUUGAAUGAACAUGGAGCAGAUGAGAUGGCUCUAUCAGGUGUGAUCCCGAGCAUUGUCAAGUUGUUGUCUGAUCCUUCGGAAAAGGUUCGGGAGACCGCUUUGAACACGCUGGCGGACAUUUAUCGGCAUGUAGGCGAAAGAUUACGUGUCGAUUUGCAACGAAAGCACAAUGUGCCGCAAGCCAAAAUGCUCCUGUUAAUAGAAAAGUUCGAUCAACUGAAGGCAGCCGGCGAUCUCCUACCUUUAGCAAUGUCAUCUGACGUUGGUAAAGACUGUGACGAAAUCGAUAGAGCGAUCAAAUCGGCUCCUGUCAAAAGGCUGAAUCUGCCUCCGAAACGAGGUCAAUUUGGGCCUGCUAGGACACCAACUUCUGCCUUAGCUCCUCCUGGUUCAUCCUUCACGGUCCCAAGGUCAACAACCAUCAAAAGAACUCUGUCAGUAAGAUCAGCAGCAGCACAAGCCGGAGCCGUCGACGAAGAAUACUUUAUCACUUCGUUUGAAGACGUACCUACUGUAACUCUAUUUUCGGCGAAGGAUCUCGAAGAACAGAUGAAGAUUAUCAGGGAGACGGUGGGUGACGACAAGAAGGACUGGAAACUGAGAACAGAUAGCAUGAAAAAGUUAAGGGCCAUUAUACUCGCAGGUGGCACUAAUUACGAAAAUUUCCACGAGUGCCUAAAGAACAUGCAGCGACCAUUCGAGCAAGCCUGCACAGACCUUAGAUCCCAAGUAGCGCGAGAGGCGUGUGUAACUCUAGCCUUUCUGAGUCAGAGUCUGAAAAACAAAUUCGCCAGUUUUGGCGAGGCGGUUUUGCUCACGUUAAUGAACCUUAUACAGAACAGUGCCAAGGUCGUGGCGACAGCCGGUGCAGUAGCAGUUCGGUUUAUUCUUCAAAAUACCCACUGUAGUCGAUAUGUGCCUAUUAUUAUAUCGUGCGUGAGCAACAAGAGCAAAGACAUUCGCAAAGCAUCCUGGGAAUAUCUGACUCUAAUUCUGCAGACCUGGCCUACGCAGAUAUUACAGAAGCACAUAACAGCAUUGCCGGACGCCCUUAAAAAAGGCAUCGCGGAUUCCGAUCCGGAAGCGCGAGUUUUUGCCAGGAAAUCAUUCUGGGCAUUUAAAAAUCAUUUUCCAGAGCAGGCUGAGAUAUUACUUAAUAAUUUAGACGCGUCAUACAAACGCUCUUUGAUGUCUCUCAGCAAUAGCGGCAGUAGUAACAGCUUAAAUGUCGUGGCUAAUGCGAGAUCGUCGAGCGUUAGUCCACGAACAGCCAGACCUGCGAUGAGCGCGGCAGGUAGUACGGAAAAUUUGCAUCAGACCAUUGGUCAACCGCACGGUCCGCUCAGACGUACUCCGUCUUUGCCUCGAUCUUAUCGUCAAUCUGGUAUCCCGAUACUACAAAGACCAACAGACAGUCAUUACCGAGGUACACCGGGUGGAAUUAGAUCUACUAGCGCGAUUGAUUUGCAAGCUGCUCAAAGGGCGAAGGCCAGGACAAUGUAUGCGAAUAUGAGCAGACAGAAAGCAGCAGCGGCACUUCCUCGCCCUAGUAAAUCUCCGGAUCCUAACACGAUUGCUAGUCCAGAAAGAGUUGCAAGGACGAGAACAAGAAUGUCGGGAGUUUCGCAAUCUCAACCUAGUAGCAGAUCAGGUUCCCCGUCAUCUAGAUUGAACUACGCCACAUAUAAUCGCGAAAGUGAGUCACUGAUAGGUAGACCGAGGCGAUUAUCCGGACACGGUAUCGGCAGCACGAGUAACAGUCGCGAACCCAGUCCACAGAGAUUUGGAAUGGAUAGAAGUUUCGCGAACAAACUAAGAGGGAGAAAUCUACAUAUGUCGCCGACGGAUAGCACUAGGCCACCAGUUAUGGCACAGAAGAUGCUGUUAAAAUCGCGCGAGGCGGAGUCGGCUUUGGCAGAUGCUUUGACCCUCGACAGUAUCGACAGUUACAGCAGAAUACCGGGUGGCAAAGGAGAUCACAGUGACGACAGUGAAAACAGCAGUAUAUGCUCGGAACGAAGCAUAGAUGGUUACAGACGAGCUAGCGAUUCGUACUCAUGGAGUGGCUCUCAACCGAGAUUAUACCGUGAUCUAUGGGAUCAGUCUAUCCCAAAGGACAUCAAAGAAAUUAUUGAAAACUGUGGUCAUAAACAUUGGGGAGAUCGGAAAGAAGGCUUGGUGGGCUUGCAGCAUUAUUUGAAUAGCGGAAACACAUUGACAACAUCAGAUUUGCGUAGAGUGACGGAUAUUUUUACAAAAAUGUUUAUGGAUUCUCAUACCAAAGUCUUCAGUUUAUUUCUGGACACAUUGAAUGAACUAGUGAUGACUCACAGCGAAGGUCUUGGUGAUUGGCUUUAUGUUUUGUGUGCAAGACUGCUCAAUAAAUUGGGCACCGAUCUAUUAGGAUCUAUACAAACGAAGAUCCAGAGAACGCUUGAUAUUGUAAGAGACUAUUUCCCGGGACAACAGCUUCUACCAGCUGUGAUGAGGUAUCUUACAGAUCCAACACAAACACCAAAUUCCCGCGUGAAAGUAGCAGCAUUGAAAUUUAUCACGCAGAUCGCCGAGACGGCAGAACCGUCCGCACUUACCAGUUCUGCAGCGACAGCACUUGCGCGACUGCUCGACUGGUCGAAUGACGGUAAAAGCCAAGACGUGAAGAGGCACGCGCAGAACGCUGUGAUAUCACUUUACAAUCUCAAUCCGCCUCAAGUUACUAUGAUACUUUCCGAGUUGCCAAAAUACUAUCAAGAAACAGCUUGGCCCCUAGUGCAGAAUCAUUUAAGGAAAUCGUCCGCUUCGAGUAAUCCGGCCUCGCCCGGUACACCACCGCCUAGAGCGCAAAGCUCGCCAGCUCGAACGAAAGCGAAGAACGACAUUAAAGUAGAUGCGAGAACUGAAAUCGACGGAGGAGAUGAAAACAUGGAGGAAGUGUACAAAUCACUACGACGCACAACCGCUGAAAUCCAAAAUUACGGCUUUGAGCGUCUGGAGAGAGCUACUACCAGCAAAGACAGUGGAAUCAGCAAUAUGGCCGAUGUGGAAGAAAGAAUAGAAGGUCUUACUUUAUCCAAUUCGGGCCGAUCUUCGUCGGUUUCCUCACCAACGCAACGAGGACGAUGUGUUAAUAAUAUAACGGUGAACGGAUCCGAUACGAUCGCUGGUGAUUUGAUUCUACCUCAAGAGAAUAAUGGUUAUAAAACGCACGGAUCAUCGCCCGAUUUAACGAAUAGACCAGAAAUUGUAGAUAAUAUGGUUAAAACUCUACAAUCUAAAGUGGCGCAAACUACGGAGAAAGUAUCGGUGUUACAAGAAUUUCAAUUAUAUGUUCGCGAAGGGGAUGCGUUGUAUGUCAAACGAAAUUUCAAAAAAGUGCUCAAAGUUUUAUUAGAUAGUUUAUCCAAUGAUGGUAAAGUGAUACAGGUAGAAGUACUUCAAACGCUAAUUGAUAUGCUUAAAUGUCAAGAAUUGAUAGAGAGCUUCUCCUCUUAUAAUGAAUUGCUAGUACUGAAAGUUAUUUACGCCUAUAAAUCCGAUGAUCAGAAGGUUGAUUCUUCUAGCGGUAGCGGCGGUAGAUCACCAGUACAUUGGAACGCGGAAAAGUGCGCGGCGACGAUGGCUAUGGUUUUGAAGCCUGAACAAAUUAUACAUUUAGUUUCCACCAUAAUCGCUACGGAGACAUAUCCGUUAAAUAUGGGUGCGAUUAAGAUGUUGCACAAGGUUGUGGAGCAUUGGGGACGCGAUGCUAUCGAACCUCAUCUUGCCAAGGUUAUGCCGGGUCUUAUUAAGGCCUACGAUGACUCUGAAAGCGCAGUACGCAAGAGUGCAGUCUUUUGUAUGGUGGCGAUCCAUGUCGCAGUCGGUGAGGAGGUGCUAAAACCGCACCUGAGCAGCCUGUAUUCCAGCAAAUUGAAAUUGUUAAAUAUUUAUAUACAACGUGCGCAGCAACAGGCGAACAGUACACCCGCCAGCCCGCGUAGCAACAGUAAAAAUUAACUAACAUCCAAUACCACGACUCUCAGGGUCGCGAUACUUAAGAGAUUCGCCCGUUUCGGCGCGCGGCAUGAGCGAAUGCUUAUGAGCUUCCUCAGUAAGUCCAAUCCAUAAGGGUCGACGAUGGUUUUACCAAUAUGACUCGGAAGUUUUGAUACAGUAGAGACUGAUGAUGUGUGGAUGUGUGUGUGCGUCACUUCGCGAUAUGCGUGUUUGUGUAAAUCUGUGCUCAAGACGACAGUGAUGUUGCGUGUGAAACCAGAUGAUCAUCGCGGUAUUAUGUUUCCUCUAUUACUAUUUGAUUAUAGAAAAAUAAGUGCGAUUAUUAAUGUUAAUUAAUUACAAAUGUGAGUGAGAAGCUUUUUUACGUGAGCAUCACAUAGUAACUUUGAUUACAAAUAUUGCUCUGUGAUAUGCUCCUGCUUAUUAUCUGAAAGAAUUAUGGAAUUAUUUGUGUAAUAUUACAUGUUUGUUUGCAAAGUAAACAGCUUACGAUUUGUUUAAUUCUGCUAAUCGGUGUUUUUAUUUUAUUUUCUUUUUCUUACUACGAUACAUGUUUUUUAUAUAUAUGAUAAUUUAUACAUACAAGAACUACACUGUGUUUUAUGAUGAAUAGUAUUCAGGAAGUGCAGUAUUUUCGUUGAUCAAAUUUUCAUUUUUGCAAAUCACAUAGCAGUGUUGAAACUUCUUUUUUUUUUUCUUUUUCUUUUUCUUCAUAAUGUUUUAAUUCUUCCAUCAUCGUGAGACAUUCAGUAAACCAGAUAACUAAGAAUACGCAAGGCAACAUCACUGUCUACGGAUUCGAUAUCUUUUAGUGCGCAGCCGAAUACUAAUCAUGCGAGCUACCAGUGAACGUUACGUUAAAUAUACUAUAUGCUUGUUACCGAAUGUCGAGAGUAAUCGCGUGUACGGCAAUACGUCGUGAUGCAUCUCGUAGCAACGACACGUGAUAAAGAAAAUGUGUGUAUAAUUUAUUCGUUUGAAAUCUAUGUGCUAGUCAGAUUCCCAAGGACGCACAAUGACGUAAAAGACACAAACGGAAUAGUCUUUCUUGACAAACCAUGCGUAGACACACAAAUAAUACAUAUAUACAUACAAGAAAGAAGAAAUAUGUGUACGAGAGAGAUAGAGAAAAAAAGAGAGCAAUUUUAAUGAGAGAAUGAGAGAACAUGUGGUUGAUAGAUUGUGCGUGUUUAAAAAAUAAGCAUAAAUAAAGUAACAGUGAUUAGCAAAUCGAUCUGCUCGAGACUAACGUUAACACUUAAACUAUUCAUCACGUUGCCAAUAAUUGAAUGAACGCUAAAUCAAACGCUAACAUAACGAGUUUAGUAACACUUUGUGCCAUUGUCGUUUCUGUUUAUUGUAUAAGAAAAAAUUAUAUAUAUAUAUUAUAUGUAGAUUCUUUUUGUCCUUUUCUUAUUAUAUAUAUUUAGUCGAGAGAUACAAUAUAUAUAUAUAAGGAUAAUAAAAUUUUAUUAUAAAUUCAGCAAGAUGAAUUAUUGAAGAGUGUUACGACAUAUUAGAAAUUUGUUUUGGAAACGUUUGCGUUGUCUGACGUAAGUAUUACAAAUGUACUGGUUAUAGAAUCGUAUGUGAAUUGUACUUGAUAUCAAACGCCUUCUAACACGAAUCUCUAAUAGUCCAUUGAUAAUUCACUUCAGCGUGAUGACGCAGUAAUUCAAACAUCUCGAACACAAUAUGGCCAAACAGUGCCAAAAAAAAGUAUUGAAUAUAGAAUGAGGAGCAAUUCGAGUAAACACGAAGAAAAAAAAAAGAAUAUGACAGACUGUAUUUCUUUUACUUGGUGCCUUCGGCGUCGAAGCGACGGGAUUUGAUUGUCUUUCAUCAUCACUUAGGAACAAUUUCGCAGAUAGUACAGACAAGAUUAAAGAAAAGAGAAGAUACAAAGUCUAACUCUCUGUUGCCGACGUCGUAUAAAGUGAAUAUUUCGAGAUAAAAACAUAUUGAUUAAUCUCGUGUAGUAUAUAGCGUAUUACGAUGCGAACUCGAUAUUUUUCCCAUUCUGCGCUCCGAAUAGAAUCUCGAAAGUUUCGCGAAUAAAUAUUUAUUCUAUACACGCCCCAUUUGCACGCGUGUGUUGCUCGCGUGACACUUUAUUCGAAAGCUGAAUUAUUGUCAAGACAAAUACAAUAGGUUCUCUCUCUCGAGAUAGAGAGAGGCGAGAAGGAGCUUCGUUGUGCGCAUUUAAUAAACGAUAUUACAUGCGGCA
Messenger RNA from Formica exsecta, 7340 nucleotides. It is a transcript of the gene chb, whose product is annotated as CLIP-associating protein 1. The transcript has 27 exons. Bases 659 to 5113 code for a protein of 1484 amino acids. Gene Ontology annotation, molecular function: microtubule binding. NCBI's taxonomy places the organism in Eukaryota, Metazoa, Arthropoda, Insecta, Hymenoptera, Formicidae. Gene Ontology annotation, cellular component: mitotic spindle; spindle microtubule; microtubule organizing center. Gene Ontology annotation, biological process: mitotic spindle assembly. The record is from RefSeq and is a predicted model, not a curated record.